This is a messenger RNA of Colletotrichum spaethianum, 3276 nucleotides long. RefSeq lists its product as uncharacterized. Bases 1 to 3276 code for a protein of 1091 amino acids. The transcript is spliced from 4 exons. Lineage: Eukaryota; Fungi; Ascomycota; Sordariomycetes; Glomerellales; Glomerellaceae. The record is from RefSeq and is a predicted model, not a curated record.
AUGGACUCAUCUUUUGUUGCCGUUGAGAAAGGCAGGUCUGCCAAGACCGGCACAGGCGAUAGUCGGAGCAGGGAGGACCAACCGAACCCGCUUACGUACCCCAAGGCCGCCGAGCCUUUCAGCCAGGACCUUUUCAGGAGCCCGACGUCAGAGUAUCGAGGAUGUCCACUUUGGUCAUGGAAUACGAAACUGGAGAAGGAGAGGCUUCUCCGACAGAUUGAUCAUCUUAAAGAGAUGGGGAUGGGCGGUUUCCACAUGCACGUCCGGACCGGAUUGGACACCGAAUACAUGGGUUCGGAGUUCAUGGAUCGCGUCCGAGAUUGCGUGGAGUAUGCGGAGAGCAAAGGGAUGCUCGCGUGCUUGUAUGAUGAUGACCGGUGGCCCUCAGGAGUUGCCGGCGGCAAGGUUGUAAAGCAGUACCCUGAGCACAAGACGAAGCACAUCCUAUUCACGCCGUAUCCAUACGGCAGUGUCGAAAUUGGAGGGAUUUACAGUGACUGCGCCCCCAGCUCAGCACAAGCAUGUCGGAGCGAAGUAGGAUAUCUGUUAGCCCGGUUCUCCAUCACACUUGAUGAGAAUGGCCGUCUGAAGUCCAGCAAAAAGCUUCAGGAAGGUGAAGAUGCAGAGCCUGGCGGACGAGUGUGGUACGCAUAUGUUGAAAUUAAUCCUCCGUCGUCUUGGUUCAACGGCCAGACCUAUAUCGACACGAUGAGCACUAAGGCCAUGACGUGCUUCUUGGAAAGCACCCAUGAGGUCUACAAGAACAAAAUUGGCGACAAGUUUGGCACAACAGUCCCUUGCAUUUUCACCGAUGAGCCUCAAGUCGCGAUCAAGACCCAGCUUUCUAGCCCGAACAGCAUCCAAGACGUCUUUCUGCCGUGGACGGCAGAUCUUCCCGAUACUUUCCGAGAGACCUACGGUGACGAUGUCGAUAUCAUUAGCAGCAUUCCGGAGCUGCUGUGGGAUCUUCCGGGAGACACGCCCAGCCUGGCCCGCUACCGUUUUCACGACCACAUAAGUGAAAGAUUCGUCACAUCGUUCCUUGACCUCCUCGCAGACUGGUGCGGGAAGAAUAAAAUCAUACUCAACGGACACAUGAUGGAAGAGCCAACUCUUCGCUCCCAAACUACUGCCCAUGGAGAAGCAAUGCGGUGUUACCGAAACCAGACCCUACCUGGCAUGGAUCUCCUCAACGACUGGGUCGAGUACAAUACAGCCAAGCAAUGCACCAGUGUGGCCCGCCAGAAUGGUGUCCGCGGCGCCAUGAGCGAAAUUUACGGAUGCACACACUGGUACUUUACCUUUGAAGGCCACAAGGGGUGUGGAGACUGGCAUGCUGCUCUAGGCAUCACCUUCCGCGUCCAACAUCUCAGCUGGGUAAGCAUGGCAGGCGAAGGAAAGCGGGAUUACCCCGCCAGCAUCGGUUAUCAAAGCCCUUGGUACAAGGAGUAUAGCUUCAUUGAAGAUCACUUCGCCCGUGUCGGGGUAGCCUUGACUCGUGGAAAAGCCGUCACGCGUGUUGGUGUGGUUCACCCCAUCGAGAGCUUCUGGUUAUGCUUUGGUCCGAACAAUAGCGGCGAUGAUGAGAUUGGCCGUCGAGAUCAAGCCUUUGCAGAGCUCACGAACUGGCUUCUCCAUGGGUUGGUGGACUUUGACUUCAUUGCUGAGAGUCUUCUGCCGAACCAAGUCGGUGAGAACAUAACGACGCCCCUCAAGGUAGGCCACUGCGAGUACGACGUCAUUAUCUUACCGAACCUUCGAACUAUCCGAUCAUCCACCUUCGAUAUCGUCAAGAGAUUUGCGGCGGCAGGGGGAAAAGUCAUCAUCGCUGGGGAAGGUCCGGUACUAGUUGAUGCCCAAGCUGUACCGCCGGAUAUCAGCCUGAACAUUGAACCAAGUACAAAGAUUGCCUGGAGCAAAGAAGAUGUUCUCUCAGUCGUCUCUGAGAGUCGCGAUCUGAAGGUUGACCUCAAGGAAGGAGGACCAACCCAGACUCUCCUAUACCAGAUGCGUCAUGACGGCGACGAGAUGUUCCUGUUUAUCUGCAACACGGACCGCAACAAUCCUUACAAUACAUUCGUUAACAUCAAAGGCGAUUGGGAUGUUGAAGUCUUGGAUACCUUCACAGGCAAGACCCAGCACCAAAAGUCCAAAUACAACAACGGAUGGACAAUCUUUGAGCACCAAUUUGAGGGUUGCUCAAGCUUGUUGUUGAGACUUUAUCCGGUACCGGCCGAGGAGCUGUCCUUUGCUGAUAUUGCGGAAGAGAUAGCUUUGACGCCACCCAAACAGCAGACCGCGGAGUUCAAGCUUGAUGAGGUGGUUCUUUCUGAGCCAAAUGUCUUGAUGCUGGACUAUGCGCUAUACAGGAUCGACGAUGAUCCGUGGCAAGAUGCCAAGCGGCAAGAAAUCUUGAAGAUCGAUAACGAGAUUCGAGCCCGUCUGCGUCUUCCCCCGAAGGGCUCGGCAUGGAAGCAACCAUGGAGUGUACCGCAAUCAGAGCGAGCUGCGAAGGUAUACGUUGACCUACGCUUCGAGUUCGAGUCGGAGGUCAUCAUCAGAACACCCUCGUAUCUCGCCAUGGAGAAUCCUGAGAAUGCAAGGAUCACUAUCAAUGGCCACAAGUUGCCUGUUGACGAAAAGAGUGUGUCCUGGUGGGUUGAUGAGGAUAUAAGAACGAUACCGGUACCAAAGAGGACGAUCCGCAGAGGAAAGAAUGUAAUUGAACUCAGCAUGCCGUUUGGUAUCUUGACGAACUUAGAGAGGAUCUACCUUCUUGGCAGCUUUAGUGUUGAGCUGAAGAGCAACCUGCCCGUUCUCUACGAAAGACGCCAAAGUUUGGGCUGGGGCGAUGUCGUGGCACAGGGACACCCGUUUUAUGCUGGAAACGUCACUUAUAACUGCAGCUUCUCACUGAAGUCUCGGUCGAACGUCACGCUAUCGAUUCCACAAUUCGCCACGCCUGUCGUCAAAGUUCAGUGGGAAAGGAAUAGUGGAUAUAUAGCAUUGCAGCCGAGGACGCUAUCACUUGGGGAGGUUGAGGCUGGGACACACAAUAUCUCCAUUACCGCCUUCGGAUACCGAUACAAUUCGUUUGGGCAUGUGCAUCUCAAAGAAGGUAUCUUUGGUUGCUGGCCUGACCAGUGGCGAACUGGAGGUUGGGCUUGGAGCGACGAAUAUCGACUGAAACCUACUGGAGUUUUGGUAAAGCCUGAAAUUCUUGUAGAGUCAAAGCCCGAAGAUGGGAGUGAAGACUGGAUUGUCCUGAUGGAGUGA